Messenger RNA from Suricata suricatta (meerkat), 1337 nucleotides. RefSeq names its product cardiotrophin-2. The transcript has 3 exons. The record is from RefSeq and is a predicted model, not a curated record. Bases 1 to 612 code for a protein of 203 amino acids. NCBI's taxonomy places the organism in Eukaryota, Metazoa, Chordata, Mammalia, Carnivora, Herpestidae.
AUGAGCUAUCAGCUAGCCCCCCUCUGCCUGCUGACCCUGCUGCUGCCACCCCUCAGGCCAGGGGCCCCCAUCUCCCCAGCUGAGCCCAUCAGUCAAGCCUACAGCCUGGCUCUCUACAUGCAGAAGAACACGUCAACACUGCUGCAGACUUACCUCCAGUACCAGGGCAGCCCCUUUAGUGACCCUGGCUUCUCAGCCCCUGAGCUUCAGCUCAGCAGCCUGCCUCCUGCUACCGUCUCCUUCAAGACCUGGCAUGCCCUGGAUGAUGGGGAGCGGCUGGGCCAUGCCCAGGGGGCCUUCCUGGCCUUGACCCAGCACCUCCAGCUCGUAGGAGAUGACCAGAGAGACCUGAACCCUGGCAGCCCUAUUCUACUGGCUCAGCUCGGAGCUGCAAGACUCAGGGCCCAAGGCCUACUGGGCAACAUGGCUGCCAUCAUGACUGCGUUGGGCCUGCCCAUCCCCCCAGAAGAGGACACUCUCGGUGUUGUCGCCUUUGGAGCUUCAGCUUUUGAGAGGAAAUGUCGAGGCUAUGUAGUGACCCGGGAAUAUGGCCACUGGACAGACCGAGCCGUGAAGGAUUUGGCUCUGCUCAAGGCCAAAUACCCUGGAUAGAGGAGGCAGGACUUAGUGGCAGAGGCUGCAACACUUUUUUCCCGAUGGACUUUCUCCUGCCUUGCUUCUUGGCUAAAGGAGACACAUCUUGUCUAGCAGACAGGGCUUGUUUAUUUGGGAAUAUUUCCUAGGAACCAGGCCUCAAGUCCCUAUUGCCUGGGCCUUUCCUGGCUAGGUCCUAUGGCCUCCCUUCUAGAUCUGGGUGGGACUCUAUAGGUAUCAUGUUGCGGUUUCUUUCAAUCCCGUGGUCCUUGUUGGCCCCAUCUUGGGUGGAAAGAAGUUCUGGGGCUCUCCCUGAGACCUUUUUCUUCCUGUAAUUUUGGGGAGGUCCAGGGGCUGCCUUUUUGUUUCUACCUCACUUCCUGCAUGAAGCUAUGGAGCUUCUGAGCAGACAGGUCUCCUCUUCUGGCUGGAGUUCAUUGCCUCCCCUAGUCUACUUCCCUGACUCUAGCCACUGUUCCAACUCUCCAUCUUGAGGGACUUCACUUCCUGAUCAAUGGAAGUCCAACUGAAAAAGUAAGGACUCCUAUAGACGUUUCCAGCUCAGGACACAUCUACUUCCAGUUCUAGAGUGACAGAUGAUAUCCCUGGCCCGGGGCAUUUGCGAAUCUCCUAUUUAUCCUGUAGCUUUUGGGUAUGUCUGGGGAACCAGGUUGCACCCAAGAAUCCUAUUCUCCUCAAAGGGGUCUCCCCAUUCUCAACAACUAUAUAUACUGGUAACUUUA